AUGACAGAAUUGGCCUUCGCCAGACUGAGGACUAUUGUGCGCCUCGGCGAGGCGGUUCCGGACAUCCCGAUUGCGAGCGCGGUGGACUUCAUCUUGCCGGUCAACUGCCGGCGGACGACAGCUGCUCCGCCUACCACUCGUCGACAGCCGCUCACUGCCGACUCAACCACCUCGUGCAGCUACCCGCCUCCGAAGGGCUCUGACUACAUCGACCGACUCUGCCGCGGUGCCAACGGCCUCUUCGCACGGACAAACUUCAUCCCGGCCGUGGCCGAGUAUGUCCGCCUUCGCGAGGAGGACGGUCCACAACCACUUCUUCCGUGCGCCUCCGAUGCGCUGCAGAGCGCCGAAGAGCUCUUCCACGACGAGCUCCGCCGCUCCGGCCGCGCCACUGGCUGCGGUGGCUACGGCACGCUCUUCCCGUUCGUUGGGCCGCCUAGAUGCGUCUGCACACUCUGCGAGUAUUCGCCGGCGGCGGUAUGGAGCUUCCUGAUCGGCGGCGUAGGGCUGCUCGCCGGCCUGCCGGGCGCCGACUUGCUGGUCGACGCCGGUGCGCUCUGGAUCCUGCUGGGGCAGGUCAACCUCUACCGCCGCGUGAACGAGCUGCACGGGGAGAGCGGGCCGCUCUGGACGAAGGACGAGGCGCUGCUCGAGCCGCCAGGCUCCUCGCUUUACGCUGCGCCAGCGCGCGACCUCUCCGAGGGGAGGUACAUUUUGACGGGCAACCUGACGUCGAGCCUCUUCGCGGACGAUUGCCGCUUUGUCGACCCAAACAACGCGGUCGACGGCCUUUCGAGAUACCGCCAGGCGCUGGGCUUCCUCUUUGAGCCCACGCGGUCGCAACUCGACAACGUGCACGUGCGUGUGGUGGCCGCGGGCAGUGGGAGGGCGACCAUCGAGGCAACUUACGUGGCGUCGGGCGAGCUCAAGCUACCGUGGAGGCCAAAGAUCUCUCCGUGGUCGGGCAAGAUCUCGUACGACGUCUCACCAGUGACGGGGCUCGUGGUCGCGCAGACCGACGUCUGGAAUAUCACGCGGUUCGACGCGAUUCGGCAAACCUUCACGCCCGGCAGCACGAGCAGGCGAUGAUUUUGCGUGCGGCGAUCCUACACAGAGAGACAUCUCGAGGGAGAGCGAGCGAGGUGUACGCCCCCACACCACACCCCCGCGCCAAAGCCAUAGGCCACACGGACGCACACCGCUCGACACCGCGCGAGAGAGCUGCGCGUGCGCCGGAGCGUUCGACACUGGGACACAUUGGGACACAUCCGCUCGCGGUCGCGCUCGCUCGUGCAUAUUGUACCAGAGUUUUUCAUUUCAACACACUGUCGUACGCGGUU
Molecule: messenger RNA, 1340 nt
Organism: Emiliania huxleyi CCMP1516
Lineage: Eukaryota; Haptophyta; Isochrysidales; Noelaerhabdaceae
Exons: 7
Coding region: 1-1089 (362 amino acids)
Source: RefSeq, a predicted model, not a curated record